AUGGGGAACUUGAUGCUGUUGGUUCUUCUGCUGCUGCACCUGCCAACAGAUGUCUGGUCCAUCCAGGUGAUUGUUCCUGAGACAGAGAGACACACCACUCUGUUUGCGUCUGUGAUUCUGCGCUGUGACUAUAGCACCUCCGCCAACCCUCAGGACGUCCUGGUGUCCUGGAAGUUCAAGUCCUUCUGCAAAGACCCAGUGCUGGAAUACUACUCCACAGCCUAUCAGGCAGCAAUUCAGCUUGGACAGGACCCUUCCAAUGACUGCCCUGACCGCCACCGUACUGUCCGCACUGUGAUCCAAAAGAGAGGUUUAAACGAGCCUAUGUUGGGGGCGGACUACAGAGAGAGAAAAAUAACUAUACAAAACAAGGCUGACCUGGUCAUAACAGAAGUCAUGUGGUGGGAUAAUGGAGUGUACUACUGCACUAUUGAUGCUCCUGGUGACACAUCAGGGGACUCUGAUCGUGAAGUCAAACUCAUUGUGUAUCAUUGGCUGACGGUGCUGCUCAUCAUCAUUGGUGCGCUCCUGUUGAUCAUCCUCUUCUGCGUCUGCUGCUGCCAGUGCUGCCCUCAGAAGUGCUGCUGCUAUGUCCGCUGUCCCUGCUGUCCACAGACAUGCUGCUGUCCUGAGAAAGUGGUGAUGCAGCACAGAAUGAUACGAGAUGCACAGAAGGCCAUGGUCCCCUGGAUGAACGGCCAGCCUAUUUACGCUCCCAUCAGCUCCAAUGCCUCUGCUCAGGGCGUCCCGAUCCUUUACUCAGGAUCAUACUCAGAUUACCCUCAAAAACCAAAUCUGGCUAUGGCACCUAUGCAAUUUUCACCAAUGGGCUUCCCAAACCACGGUCCUCCUCCUCUGGUGAAUGGCAGCCUGCAGGGCAGUGUGCAGGAGACCAGUCAGGUCCUGGAUUACCUUGAGAACCAGGUCAGAGGACUGGAUAUGUCUCCCCUGCCUCAGGUUAUGGCACCACUACAGUCCCAUCCUUUACAGCACCCUCCACCACCACUACAGUCCCGUCCUCCACCAGGCCCUCCACCUGUGCCCUAUACCCCCGGUCCUCCGAGCAUGCUGUCAGCUCUGGACGAGAUGGGAGUGAGAGGAACGGAGAGGCGGGUGAUCACUCUGCCUCCCAUUAUCCAGCGCAAUCCCAGCUUCAGCUCUCCCAGAGGUGGUGCUGAGAGGGGCCUGCCUGGACCCAAACUCUCCAGUCAGUCUAGUGGGAGUACCAAUCGCUCCGGUGUCCGUGGAUACAGAGACACAUCGCCCCCGCGGCGUGGGAUCUUACGUGACUAUAAUGAAGACACGGCGUGGGACAACAGGCAAAACCGAGCCCCGCACAGGAGGAAUGAGAGUGGCUCCUCCAGGAGCCAUGGAUCCAGACCUCACACACGCAGUCGAGAUGACCUGAUGGAGGAGCUGCAGAGCAGACCACGACGGCGAGAGCGGAGCUACUCUCCUCAGAGACACAAAAGCUCCUGGAGCUCCGAUGAAGACUACAGCAGCAGGAGGAAGAAGAGAGGCAAAGAGAAGGACUGGCCGGAACAACCUCCCAGUUACUUCUCCAUCGAGAUGCAGCCAGGACACAGCAGAAGGAACUAUGACCGGCUCUCUGAUAGAAGCUCCCGUAGCAGCACGAGUGUAGUCAUCUGA
Molecule: messenger RNA, 1650 nt
Organism: Knipowitschia caucasica
Lineage: Eukaryota; Metazoa; Chordata; Actinopteri; Gobiiformes; Gobiidae
Source: the annotation of a GenBank genome assembly